UGCUAAGGAAACUUAACAAAAAGCCUCUGUUUCUCUAGAAUUACCCUCCCCAGGGCAGUCUAACCACGUGAGAACCGAACCCGUAUCAAAACUCAUUAAGGACACUUCUCUCCUUUUACCUGAGGCCUUGUUUGUUUUAGGUAAAUAUUCUUUGGGAGCUGAGAUAAAGGAGGAGCUGAAAGGCCAAGGCAAGCACGCAGCCUGCCACAGGAACAGCAGGCUUUAGACCAUCAAGUACUAUGGAGGGUGCAGCUGCAGAUGCCUUGCUCCAGGCUACAGUGGACGACAUCUGUCAUUGCUCCAGAGACACCCAGCUGCAUUUGCUCCAUCCAAGAGAGCAGCUACAGAGCCCUGCUUUAUGGAGGCCCUGGAUACUCACAGCAAGAGCUGAUAAAAUGACAGAGAAUCAAAGAAUGUCAGAACAGGAUGGUCAACUACGAAAUUUUAGACCAAAAGGAGCCCUGGGUUUUCAACAUCCAGUGAGACUUUAUUUGCCCAGGUCCAAAUCCCAAAAGUUUCUUAGUAACAUCGGAGAGAAGGUUCUGGCUAGUUUUCCAGUGCAGGCUACAAUUCACUUCUACAAUGAUGACAUUGACUCUGAGGAGGAUGAAGAAGAGAUCAGUUAAGCCUAACGACAAACAGCAGUCAGCCUUGGACAAAUACAUGAACAAAAAAAGCAAGAGACAAAAAAGGAACUGUAACACACGUAUGGACAAACAUCUAACUGAGUGAAAAAACACAUCAAAGUGCAUAUGAAACCUGUUUAUAACCGUCUUGCCAGGAAGAAUGAGUCAGUGUAACUGGAAACAAAGAGGAAAUCCUUUUGCCUUUCUGAGAAACUUUUAAACCCUGAAGCUUAACAAAAGAUUAUAGUAUUUUAAAUUGAGUUGGUUUAAGUGACACUUGGAUUAAGAACAUUAAGAGCACUGUAUUUAGUGACUAUCCUUUUACAUUGCAGUCCUGUUAAAACAAAAAUGAUUAUGAUUGAUUAUGUACAUGCUAUAAUGUACAACCCCAGAAAAACCUGAAAGUUUUGAAACACAAAAUUUCUAAAAAUUAAAGAAUGGUUUAAAGUGUAAAGCCUAUUGCUUAUUAGCUCUAUGGGGUACACUUACUCUGGUAUGAAUGCUAUAUGCCAAAUUAACCAGAUCCAUUUCAACAGAGAUUCCAGUAUAACCCCCUGCAGAGACAAGUUCUAAAUGUCUUGUGAUGUUAUCUGGGGUCCUGUCAUUCCAUUAUUACCAGACUUUCCUCCUCUAAUCAGAAAAGUGCCUUUCUCAAUCAGAAAAAAAUGUAAAUCUUGAUUAAAAACUACAAUUAAAUGACACAUUAAAACAUGCAUUAAAUUCUA
Dromaius novaehollandiae (emu) is the source of this 1351-nucleotide messenger RNA. It is a transcript of the gene RIPPLY3, whose product is annotated as ripply transcriptional repressor 3. NCBI's taxonomy places the organism in Eukaryota, Metazoa, Chordata, Aves, Casuariiformes, Dromaiidae. The transcript is spliced from 4 exons. Gene Ontology annotation, cellular component: nucleus. Gene Ontology annotation, biological process: embryonic pattern specification; negative regulation of transcription by RNA polymerase II. The record is from RefSeq and is a predicted model, not a curated record. Bases 240 to 626 code for a protein of 128 amino acids.